Messenger RNA from Macrobrachium nipponense, 1139 nucleotides. RefSeq lists its product as uncharacterized. The record is from RefSeq and is a predicted model, not a curated record. Bases 236 to 883 code for a protein of 215 amino acids. The transcript has 7 exons. NCBI's taxonomy places the organism in Eukaryota, Metazoa, Arthropoda, Malacostraca, Decapoda, Palaemonidae.
CUUGGGACGAGGUGAAGACGACCACUUUAAAUGGGGCCUGGAGGAAACUGUGUCCACAGUUUGUGCACAGUUUUGAAGGCUUUGACCAAGCAGAAGACGUCGAGACUGUGACGAGGAAGAUCGUAGGGCUAAGCAAGAGGCUGAAACUAGAUCUUGAACCUGAUGAUGUAACAGAGCUGCUGGCUUCCCAUGGAGAGGAAUUGUCUGCAGAGGACUUACUAGAACUUGAACAACAAUGAUUGAGGAAGAGGAGGCGGCACCAGAGCCAAAACCCAGGUCAUUAACUGUGAAAGGCUUGUCAGAGGGUUUUACUCAUCUGGAGAGAGCCUUGGCUUCUCUUUUUGAGGCAGAAGACCCUAACGUUUCUAGGUUUGACAAAAUCAAGAGAGGAAUCAUGGAUUUGGUGACUUUCUACAAGGAGACCCUGAAGGAGAAGCAGACGAAGAGAAGUGUGCAGUCCAGGCUUGACACUUUCUUUCACAAGUCUCCAGUACCACCACCUCCCACUCCUAGUCCUGAAGUGGUGACAGUUCCAGAUCCCCCUGUACUACCUGUGACAGUUCCAGAUCUCCCUGUACUACCUGUGACAGUUCCAGAUCUCCCUGUACUACCUGUGACAGUUCCAGAUCCCCCUGUACCUGGACCCUCUGUAUCAGCCCGCCCACCUGUACGUGUACAAUCAGACCCCUUUGAUAGUGACAGUGACCCAGAUGACCCUGAGCCUUUCCAUGGUUUUGAUGCCUCGCCCUAUACAUCAGAUGUAGAUGUUCCCUCAUCAGUUGAUACGAGUAUCACCUCUCCAGAGCCCAAAUCAGUUGAUACGAGUAGUAUCACCUCUCCCAUUCCUUCAGACUCCCAAGCACCUGCCCAUCCCACUCCAUAGCCCAGCCACCCACUCUCAUGUACCAUAUGGCCAUCCCAGUAAGCAAGCCAACCACUAGAAUUUGACUGGCAUGCACCUGUGACUUACAUAAACCAGACCUCUACAUAGCCUACAUGUCUUCAUUUUGCUGAAGACUGCCCAUCAUCCUAGCCUGUUAUCUGUGAUAAAGCACACUGAAGUUAGGUUUGGAAUGCAUCCUUAUCAUGAAUGCUCUACACCUCCACCUCCAUCUCCCACAACCUAGGUAACAGCUUUG